GAGGCACUAGGAAAGGAGAGUCACACUCACACACUCACUCACACACACACACACACACACACUCACUGAUAGACACAGACGUGAGUAAAGCGGUGUGGAGCGUGUCAUUGCAGCAAGCUUUGGGAGCAGCAUACAGCACUGUGGAGCGACUUUACAGGAACAGAGCUACACAAUGCUUGUGUGAAGAGCUGCACUGCGUCUGCGUGUGCGCGCGAGAGUGUGUAUGUGUAACUCUUCACUACUUUUGUGUAAGUGUGUAAAUCGUUAAAGCUGAGUGAAGCGGAGCGCCAUGCAGUGCCAAGCCGAGUUCCGGCUCGCCCAACCCGCGCAGCUCAAAGCGGCCCGGCGGCGUUACAAGACCUUCAUGAUCGACGAGAUUCUGGCCAAGGAGACAUGCGAUUACUUAGAGAAGCUCUCUCUGUACUCCGUGUGUCCAUCGCUGGUGGUCCGACCCAAAGCCCUGCACUCCUGCUCCGGGCCGUCAUCACUCAGCACAUACCCCUUGCUGUCUGUCAUCACCCGUCAGCCCCCCAGCGGCCUGCCACACAUUCCCCAGCCCUCACCCCCUGGUCGGGUCACCCACCUGCCCAUCAUGUCGCCCCAGCAUGCACUACCAGGAGAGCCGGUGCCUAGUGAGACGCCCGUCAGCAUCAGCAGCGAGUCAGAGACGGAGCACAGUGCCCCCCGGCUGAAGAAGCCACGUCGCAGUCGCACCAUCUUCACCGAGCUGCAGCUCAUGGGUCUGGAGAAGAAAUUUCAGAAGCAGAAGUACCUCUCCACUCCUGACAGAUUGGACCUGGCUCAGUCCCUUGGUCUCACCCAGCUCCAGGUCAAGACUUGGUACCAAAACAGACGCAUGAAAUGGAAGAAAAUGGUGCUAAAAGGAGGGCAUCAGGCACCUACAAAGCCUAAAGGCAGACCCAAGAAGAACUCCAUCCCCACCACGGAAGAGAUCGAGGCAGAGGAACGACGGCUCGCCCAACUGGCUGAUGAAGAGGAGAGGCUGAGAGGGGAAGUUCAAGCUGAGGUCCAGGAGCAAUUCAAAACACAGGGAGAAGUGUUUGAAUCACAACCACAAGACCUGAGCACAAGCAGGAGUGAGAUUCUCCAUUCUCUGAAUCUGGAGGCCUCAGAUGGAGAACAGCUUCCCCACUUAACACCACAGAGCUAAAUUAGCAUCUGUACCGUGCCAAAGACUGAGAGCACCGAAUAGUACUUAAAGGUUCCGAUCGCUAUAGCGCCAAAGACACGAAAAGACGUUGGGUCUCGUUUAAGGAGCAGUGCUUCACUCUGUAAUGUUGCUUUACAUACUACUUUGGCUCCUUUUUCAGUAUUUUACGAUCCCCCACGUGUAGCCAAAUGCACUUCAGCAAAAUUCUCCUAACGCUCUACCAAGCGGACAAACAGUAAGUGUUUAUGUUUUAUUUUUCCUGAGCGAAUUGCUCUCCUACACCAUAAUGGCUGCCUGCUUUAUUGCCUCUGUUGAAUUGGUGUCGUCUGUGUACAGCCGUGUCUCUGUUCUCUGCCAAAGAUCAUAUAUCUGAAAUAGUGAAAUACCCUUAGAGGUAUUAGUGCCUUUUUAUUGUCACAUUCAAACGCAUUUUUCCAUUAAAUGCCAAAUAUGAAUGAACACAUGUACACUUGUACAGGAGGUUAUUUUUUAUAUGAUUAUAUAUGACUUUGUAGGGAUUUUUGAGGGGUCAAAAAUAAACAAAUAAUAAAAUGUGUUAUUAUUAUUAUUAUUAUUAUUAUUAUUAUUAUUAUUCUCCAUCAAAGCAGAUUUUUCUAUUAGAAAGCUGAAAUCUGUUCAGAUUGAAAAGCUUUAUGUAAU
Messenger RNA from Hemibagrus wyckioides, 1831 nucleotides. It is a transcript of the gene barx2, whose product is annotated as BARX homeobox 2. Gene Ontology annotation, biological process: regulation of DNA-templated transcription. The transcript is spliced from 4 exons. Gene Ontology annotation, molecular function: DNA binding; DNA-binding transcription factor activity, RNA polymerase II-specific. Lineage: Eukaryota; Metazoa; Chordata; Actinopteri; Siluriformes; Bagridae. The record is from RefSeq and is a predicted model, not a curated record. The coding region runs from base 290 to 1171 and encodes 293 amino acids.